CCUCACUUCCCGUCUGUCUGUUCAAUCCGCCUCUUGCCCUUCUGUCUCUCUGUCUCUGUGCAUCACCCUUGCUCUCCUCUGCUCAACCACGACCACAUCUACACCCACUGCUGCCGAGUGGUUGCUUUCUCCGCCCUAACCUCCUACCGACAUCACCCAUCAUGUCUCUUCCCAGCGACUUCGUUUGGGGCUUUGCCACCGCUUCAUACCAGAUUGAGGGUGCCGCCGAGAAGGACGGCCGUGGCCCUUCCAUCUGGGACACCUUCAGCGCCAUUCCCGGCAAGAUCGCCGAUGGAAGCUCCGGCGCCGUCGCCUGCGACUCGUACAACCGCACCGCUGAGGACAUCGCUCUGCUCAAGUCCGUCGGCGCCAACACCUACCGCUUCUCUCUUGCCUGGUCCAGGAUCAUUCCAGUAGGCGGCCGUAACGACCCCAUCAACCAGGCCGGCAUCGAUCACUACGUCAAGUUCGUCGACGACCUCCUCGACGCCGGCAUCACCCCCUUCAUCACCCUCUUCCACUGGGACCUCCCCGAUGGCCUCGACAAGCGCUACGGCGGCCUCCUGAACCGCGAAGAGUUCCCCCUCGACUUCGAGCACUACGCACGCGUCGUCUUCAAGGCCAUCCCCAAGUGCAAGAACUGGAUCACCUUCAACGAGCCCUGGUGCUCCUCCAUCCUCGGCUACAGCUCCGGCUUCUUCGCCCCCGGCCACACCUCGGACCGCACCAAGUCCCCCGUCGGCGACUCGGCCCGCGAGCCCUGGAUCGUCGGGCACAACCUCCUCGUCGCCCACGGCCGCGCCGUCAAGGUCUACCGCGACGAGUUCAAGCCCACCGACGGCGGCCAGAUCGGCAUCACCCUCAACGGCGACGCCACCUAUCCCUGGGACCCCGAGGACCCCGAGGACGUCGAGGCCUCGGACCGCAAGAUCGAGUUCGCCAUCUCCUGGUUCGCCGACCCCAUCUACUUCGGCAAGUACCCUGACUCCAUGCGCAAGCAGCUCGGCGACCGCCUGCCCGAGUUCACCCCCGAGGAGCUCGCUUUGGUCAAGGGUUCCAACGACUUUUACGGCAUGAACCACUACACCGCCAACUACAUCAAGCACAAGUCCACCCCGCCCGAGGAGGACGACUUCCUCGGCAACCUCGAGACUCUCUUCGAGUCCAAGAACGGCGACAACAUCGGCCCCGAGACCCAGUCCUUCUGGCUACGCCCCAACCCCCAGGGCUUCCGCAACCUCCUCGUCUGGCUCUCUAAGCGCUACAACUACCCGACCAUCUACGUCACCGAGAACGGCACCUCCCUCAAGGGCGAGAACGACAUGCCCCUCGAGCAGAUCCUCGAGGACGACUUCCGCGUCAAGUACUUUGACGACUACGUCAAGGCCAUGGCCGACGCCUCCGAGAAGGACGGCGUCAACGUCAAGGGCUACAUGGCCUGGUCCCUCAUGGACAACUUCGAGUGGGCCGAGGGCUACGAGACCCGCUUCGGCGUCACCUUUGUCGACUAUGAGAACGACCAGAAGAGAUACCCCAAGAAGAGCGCCAAGAGCCUCAAGCCCCUCUUCGACAGCCUCAUCAAGAAGGAGUGAGGAGUGCUAGACUCAUCUGUGGCGACUUAUUUGGAGUAUCCAUCCGUUGAUGGAAAAGCAUGCAUGCCUCCUUUUUCAAGGGAGACGAAGAGCAAGCACAUGUAGCUGCUCACGACUGAUGUAUGAAGAUGUCCUAUUUGUUUUGUUUAUGAUCCACCAUGUAGAUUGGAUAUAUGAUUUGCCAAAGACCAAAGACAAGAGCCGGACUUUGACUCUUGAUUUCGCCGCCCGCCCCUUGAAUGAGCCCCUGACCACAUGAUUUCCAAUCUUGAACCAUUUGUACGGGUUUCAAAGGCUCGGAUGGUUUCAUACACGAUGUAUUGAAUCCUUGGGUCCGGUUGACGAUGGAGAAUAACUGAAGAUCGUGGCCUUGGAGGAAGGAGAUGCCUCAAAGUUGUGGGAGAAUCUGCCAGAUCUUCGUGAGGUCACCGAAGCGAUGAUCCAAUUGAUCAAGGGGAUGGCCGUUGGUAAAUCUCUCCCUCAAAAGCAUUGCGAAGCUCCAUACACAACGAUCCUUGACCAGGUUGGCUAUUCUGGCCUAUUUUCAGGUGUAGUAUUUUUGGCAUCGGCGGUCUCUGAGAUUGAUCUGGCGGAGGAAGAACCGGAUGAUUACUCUAAUGAUCUGAUGAUGAGGAUCUGGCCUCCAUGGUUACCGAUGGCUCGACAGACUUGACCAAAUCUCCGAUUCCUCAGGCUCCGAUCCCUCAGGCUCCGAUUCCCUAGGUCCCGAUCCGCCAAGCUCAAAUUUCUCAAGUUCCGAUCCAUCAAGCUGUCUGUCAAGCCAUCUAACCCGUCAACUCCACCUCAAAGGUGUUAAUUCCACAUGUUCCGAUCCCAAGGCUUGUUGGUCAAGUGGCAGAUGUCGCUGCCCCAAAGACUCCAACUUCAAAUCUGCUAGGUUGACGGAUGAAAAUCCCGAGUCGCUCGAUUUCGCCGCCCCAUGGCAGGAGUUCCAACCAUCCUGUUGUUCAGUCGGUAACU
Messenger RNA from Colletotrichum destructivum, 2573 nucleotides. RefSeq names its product Putative glycoside hydrolase family 1, glycoside hydrolase superfamily, glycosyl hydrolase family 1. The record is from RefSeq and is a predicted model, not a curated record. Gene Ontology annotation, biological process: carbohydrate metabolic process. NCBI's taxonomy places the organism in Eukaryota, Fungi, Ascomycota, Sordariomycetes, Glomerellales, Glomerellaceae. Gene Ontology annotation, molecular function: beta-glucosidase activity. The transcript has 3 exons. Bases 162 to 1592 code for a protein of 476 amino acids.